Molecule: messenger RNA, 1122 nt
Organism: Asterias rubens (European starfish)
Lineage: Eukaryota; Metazoa; Echinodermata; Asteroidea; Forcipulatida; Asteriidae
Product: trace amine-associated receptor 8b-like
Exons: 1
Coding region: 1-1122 (373 amino acids)
Biological process (GO): G protein-coupled receptor signaling pathway
Cellular component (GO): membrane
Molecular function (GO): G protein-coupled receptor activity
Source: RefSeq, a predicted model, not a curated record
AUGGAUGACUUGACAUGUGAUGGUAAUUCUUCAUGUCUGAACCUCUGUCGGUACCCGACACUAUGCUACAUGGAUCUCAUGUUUGUCAUCGCAAUAACGUUUCUCAUCUUGAUUGGAAAUUUUGGGAACUUAUUUGUCUUUUUGUUGACUCCAUCCUUCCGGAAUGGUCACGGAAUAAUCCUGAUAUCUCUCGCAAUUGCUGAUUUUGGAACUGGUAUUAUAUCAUGUUUCUCCAUCUACCCAAUGGCUACUUUUCUUGUAACGCCAGAGGCUUGGCCAUACGGAGACACGGCGUGUAAACUGACUGCGUAUUUUGGGCAAGUGUUCAUUACAUCAUCGGGGACUACUCUGACUUUCCUUGCCAUUGAACGCUACAUCGCUAUUGAUCACCCUUUCAAAUAUUCCAGGUUUGUCACAAAGAAAGUCACAUUGACUUGUGUGGUAGUCAGCUGGGUUGGUAUUGCUCUGGCGUAUGUGACUACAUUAACUGAUGUUGCUUCUUAUGAGUACGUACCGGCGUUGCAUACAUGCACGAUUGCGUUCCUGGGCGAGCCAGUGCUGAUCGCGUUUGUGUUGUUCGUCAUUUUAAUACCAGACAUCAUCAUCGUAUCUGUGACUUCUUGUAUAGUAACUCGGACACUAAAAUCAAGCGACCGUAUCCGUGCCAACAUGGCGAUUGUUGCUACAACCCCAUCCCCAAGCCAACCGGGUUCGACCAACAGAGCAGCAACCAGUAAGAAGACGUUGAAACUGUUCCAAAUGGUAAGGGUUAUGACGAUUGCCGUGCUUGUCAGCUGGUUGCCGUACUUCUGUGUAGCCUUUCUCAUAUCGGUUGUCAAGGUGGAACUACCACACGAAAUUCUCUCCACGAGUCGCUUGCUACUCGUGUCCAAUGGGUUCUUCAACUCUGUGAUUUACUUCCUCAUGAAUAAGACAUACCACGACAGACUUGAUGAAUUGUGUAAGAAAAUGAUACCGCGGUUUUGUUUUCGACUGAAUGAUUGUGAGAUUAAAACAACAUAUUUCUGCUGUACCAACAACCGUGGAGGUAUACAGGAGAACAACGACAAUAUCGAACAUGAAGGACCAAAGAUUCCCGUGGAUUUAGAGCCAAAAGCGUAA